CCCACCCCACCCUCACCCCUCUCUCUUGAAGCUGACCACCCAACCAUUCAAAUCUCUUGGAAAUCCCAGAUCUAUCAUUCUAUUUAAAACCUCAUAAAUCCUCAUUAAUAUACUUCCCCCUUUAGACUAGUUGACUCAUGUGCAAAAACAUUUUCUUGAUUUUUCUUCCAUUUCCCAAUAUGAACCAAAAUCGUACUCUCUUAAUUUCUUCUAGAUCUUUACAUAUCAUUUGCAGCUAUUACAAUCUUUAACAUUUUAUUCCCAGCUUAAAAAUCAAGUCUUUUUUUUGUUAUUUCUAAUUUGGUUAUGUCAUUUUGGGAAUGAUGAAACGGACAAUGCGACCAUUGUUCAGUGUGUUACUGUUAAUGGCAGUGGCAGUUACACUUGCUGUUCGAGUUACCCUACGUUACAGCUCCAUUGAGCUGAAAAAUGAAUACUCUUUUGCUGUGAAGUCUCAAAAACCAGUUAUAAAUGAGACACUUUUGAAAUAUGCAUCUGUUGAUAUAGGGGAACCCAAGUUGAAAAAAGAAGUUGAGGAGUUAUUGGAAGGGAAUUUCAGAACCCAUAGUCGUCAUAGAUCAUUCUUGUCUUCAGGAAGAUAUAGAAUAGAUAUAAGACCUAGGACAGCUAGAGGCAUACCGGUACAACUCCGGUCACCGGAGUUUUAUCGCCUUUGGCAGAGUUUUAGGAGGCAUUUGCAAGAUUGGUUUAGAAAUAGGAAGUUUCGUAAGGAGGAUGUAAUGGUGGAUUUGGUGAAUACAGUUAAGGUUCCUAUUGAUAGACAUAAUGGGAAAGUGGGAUCAGAGAAGAGAUAUAAAUCAUGUGCUGUUGUAGGGAAUAGUGGGAUUUUGUUGAAGAGUCAAUAUGGAGAGUUAAUUGAUAGUCACGAAGCUGUGAUUCGAUUGAACAAUGCAAGAACUGGGGGAUUUGAAGGUAGAGUAGGUUCAAAGACUACUCUUUCAUUUGUGAAUAGUAAUAUCUUGCAUCUUUGUGCGCGGAGGGAAGGUUGUUUUUGCCAUCCAUAUGGAGUGAAUGUGGCCUUAGUUAUGUAUGUAUGUCAGCCUGUGCAUUUCUUGGAUUACAUGGUGUGUAAUUCUUCACAUAAAGCGCCAUUAAUUGUCACUGAUCCGCGCUUUGACAUGUUGUGUGCUAGGAUUGUGAAGUAUUACUCGUUGAAACGAUUCGUGGAGGGAACUGGGAAGCCUCUUCAGGAAUGGGCUCCUGCUCAUGAUGGAGCUAAUUUCCAUUACUCUUCUGGUUUGCAAGCUGUGAUGCUUGCUUUAGGUGUUUGUGACAAGGUUAGUGUUUUUGGAUUCGGCAAAUCCUCUUCAGCUAAGCAUCAUUAUCAUACAAAUCAGAGGGCUGAGCUGAAGUUACAUGACUAUGAUGCAGAGUAUGAUUUCUACCGCGAUUUGGUAGAGAGACCACAGGCUUUUUCAGCCUUGAAAGCUAUGAGAUACAGGCAAAUGUAUCCGAUGGAGCUCACGUACUCAUGCAUAAGGAAAGCGAAUGAUGGUAGCAGCUGAUGUUUAUGCAGAAAUCAUUUGUUUGAAAUUAGUUAGGACUCGUGCCUGCUCAAGUUAGUGCAAGUCUGUGUAGAUUAGUUGAGUGCUUGCUACUUUUAAGCUCAUAUAUUAGUUAGUGUAAGUUGGUAUGAAAGAGUUUCUUUUUUAUUUUUCAACAAGUUUAUAUAGAAGAGUUGAGUGGUUGCAAUGUGUAGCUAUGUUGGCUAGCAGCAUUUUGCCUUGUAUAUACAUGAUGAUGGUUGUACACGACAUAUCAGGAGAAUGAAGAAAACAGUUACACUCA
This is a messenger RNA of Nicotiana attenuata, 1809 nucleotides long. Its product is annotated as beta-1,6-galactosyltransferase GALT29A. The transcript is spliced from 3 exons. Lineage: Eukaryota; Viridiplantae; Streptophyta; Magnoliopsida; Solanales; Solanaceae. The record is from RefSeq and is a predicted model, not a curated record. Gene Ontology annotation, molecular function: sialyltransferase activity. Bases 321 to 1526 code for a protein of 401 amino acids.